AUGGAGAGCACGGAUGAUGAGAAGGAUGCAGUCUCCGGAAAUUAUAUACCAAAGGAACUCACUCAUGCUUUAGCAUCUACUGGUGCGAAGUUUAUCGAUGAAGUCCUUAGCGGUCAAAAUGAACGUUGUCUAGAAAAUUUUCGCAUGGAUAAGCAUGUCUUCUACAAGUUGUGUGACAUUUUGCAAGGAAAAGGCUUACUGCGCCACACAAAUCGAAUCAAGAUUGAAGAGCAAUUAGCCAUGUUCAUGUUCAUAAUUGGUCAUAAUCUACGGACUCGAGCUGUUCAAGAGUUAUUCCGUUAUUCAGGAGAAACCAUCAGUCGUCAUUUCAACAAUGUGUUGAACGCAAUAAGGGCAAUUUCAUUAGAUUUCUUCCAGCCUCCAGGAUCUGAUGUUCCUCCCGAAAUUUCAGAAGAUCCUAGAUUCUAUCCAUAUUUUAAGGAUUGUGUGGGAGCGGUUGAUGGUAUACACAUCCCAGUGAUGGUAGGCGUAGAUGAGCAAGGACCUUUCCGCAACAAGAAUGGCUUACUUUCACAAAAUGUUCUGGCUGCUUGCUCAUUUGAUCUCAAGUUCCAUUAUGUCUUGGCGGGUUGGGAAGGCUCUGCAUCAGAUUUGCAAGUUUUAAAUUCUGCACUCACAAGACGAAACAAAUUGCAGACCCCAGAAGGGAGAUACUACCUGGUGGACAACAAGUAUGCAAAUAUGCCUGGCUUCAUUGCUCCAUAUCCUGGUGUACCUUAUCACUCGAAGGAGUUUCCUAGUGGUUUUCACCCUCAAGAUGCGAAAGAGCUAUUUAAUCAACGACACUCGAUGUUACGAAAUGCAUCUGAUCGCAUUUUUGGGGCUUUAAAGGCACGCUUCCCUAUCCUGAUGGCAGCUCCUCCGUACCCCUUACAAACACAAGUCAAGUUGGUUGUGGCAGCAUGUGCCCUACACAAUUACAUGCGUAGGGAGAAACCAGAUGACUGGAUUUUUAAAAUGUAUGAGAAGGACACCAUACUGCAAAUGGAGGAAUCAUUGCCCCCGCUAGAGGUGGAACCAAUGAUGCAUUUUGAGGCCUCUGCUAUGGACAUUGCUUUUGGGACAGAAGAACUGGAGUUUACUUCGCAGUUGCGGGACUCAAUUGCGACUGAAAUGUGGGAUGACUAUAUCCAUGAUUUAUCUCCCAUGUAG
Molecule: messenger RNA, 1173 nt
Organism: Prunus armeniaca (apricot)
Lineage: Eukaryota; Viridiplantae; Streptophyta; Magnoliopsida; Rosales; Rosaceae
Source: the annotation of a GenBank genome assembly